Messenger RNA from Pipistrellus nathusii (Nathusius's pipistrelle), 354 nucleotides. The record is from the annotation of a GenBank genome assembly. NCBI's taxonomy places the organism in Eukaryota, Metazoa, Chordata, Mammalia, Chiroptera, Vespertilionidae.
AUGGUCACAUUGGCUGCCAAACAUUCUCUGAAUUGCAGCGAUCACGUUGAAGAUGCUUUUUAUCAUGAGGCCCUGAGCAAGGCACUGACUAUGUGGCUCAGCAUCUUCAUCCCCCCUGGCUCCUUCCCUACCUGUUGGAUGGACCAACGGCCUCUCCCUGCAACAUCUUCUCAUCGUCCCGCCACUUCCCCGGGCCUCCGCUCAGUGCCUCUGGGGUCAGGGGGCUCCCCAGGCAGAGCCUCCUGGGGCUCUGCAGCUGUGGAGGGCUCAGAAUGCCUCCACGGGACUCCUGGCCCUGGGGACCCGGCACCAAGCUUCCUCCCACGGCCCAGCCCUCCGGCCACCUUCCGUUGA